Molecule: messenger RNA, 1453 nt
Organism: Centropristis striata (black sea bass)
Lineage: Eukaryota; Metazoa; Chordata; Actinopteri; Perciformes; Serranidae
Product: beta-2-glycoprotein 1-like
Exons: 8
Coding region: 142-1224 (360 amino acids)
Biological process (GO): negative regulation of complement activation, classical pathway
Source: RefSeq, a predicted model, not a curated record
AAAAGAGCAGAAAAAGAAACAAAGAUCCCCAGUCCGUGGUUACUUCACGCUGUUCUUCUCUGUUUACUCUAGAGAAACACAAACAGCAGUGAAACAGGACAGAGAUUCAGUAUUUGAACAAGAAAACACAGGAAAGAACCGAUGGUCUUUAUAUUUCUACAAAAGAUGGAACUAAUACCGACUUCAUUUCUGCUAUGGCCAUUUGUACUUUUUGUCAUCAGGACAUCUGCACAAGAAAAUGUAUGUGCUAGGCCUGAGCUGACUGCCAACAUUGAGAUGGAUGGGCUCCAGAGGUACUUUAACCCCGGUGCAGAGUUAUGGCUGUCCUGUAAACGGGGAUACACCUCUGUGUUGGGCCCUCGGAAGAUUGUUUGUGGUGACAGUGGACAAUGGACGAAAACCAAAUUAAUGUGCAUACCCAAACGAUGCCCCCCUCCUGAUCCACUGUCUAAUGGAGAACUGUACUAUGAGGAUGUUGUGUUCCAGAGUACGAUUAACUACACUUGUAAUGAAGGGUACAUCUUGACUGGAAACAGCAUGGCUGUGUGUCUUGCUGAUGGAACAUGGAGCACACGAGUACCAAAAUGCAAACCUUUGACCUGUGGUCUCGCUCCGAUCCCACAGUUUGGGAUGAUCAUUUAUGACAAGAGGAUCAGAGGGAACACCACUGUUUACAGCCUCGGAGGGACGUACAGAUGUCUGCCUCCAUACGUACUUUUUGGCAACGUAAGAGCAGAGUGCACCAUCAACGGCAACUGGACAGAGACACCUGAAUGUCGAGUGGUGACCUGCCCUCCACCGGGGAACAUUGACAAUGGAUACAUGUCAGGUGACGUAAAGAAAGACUACGACUUCAAGGAAACUGUCAAAUAUGGCUGCAAUGGUGACUAUGUACUGGACGGAAGCCUUGAGAUCGUUUGUCAGGGGAAUGGAAAUUGGUCUGAAAAGCCAUCCUGCAAAGGUCCUUGCCAUGUUGGCAUACAGAGAGCACGGAUAUUAUAUAGAGGACGAAAAGUCUGGAUCAAAGACCUGCGCCCUAACAAAUUGCUACACAAAGAGAUUGUUUCAGUCUACUGCAAGGACAAGGCCAGGAACUGUGGUUACGCCGUGCAAACCCAGUGCUUCGAUGGGGAACUCCAAAUCCCUGAAUGUUUUGAGCAGCCCAGCCGUGCUGAUUAUGACCAUCAUUUAAGUUCACUUCCAUCAGAAAUCACACAAUGCUGAAAUGGCAGCAGACAUCUUCUCUGAUGUUAAACUGCUGCAAUAUGGGCAAUAAGUGUUUUGUGUGUUAUGGUUAUCCUUCUGCUUUUCUUCUCAAACUUUAAAAAAAAUCCACCAAUAGAUAUCUUGGAACCAAAUUCUGAGACACAGAUUGAAAACAUCUAAGUCUUAAGUAUAAAGUGUUCUAUUCUUCAGAUUUGUAGACAAGCUUAAUAAAGAUGUGAAAAAUGAA